Messenger RNA from Engraulis encrasicolus (European anchovy), 5821 nucleotides. RefSeq names its product peroxisome proliferator-activated receptor delta b (gene ppardb). Gene Ontology annotation, biological process: fatty acid metabolic process; cell differentiation; negative regulation of transcription by RNA polymerase II. Gene Ontology annotation, molecular function: zinc ion binding; RNA polymerase II cis-regulatory region sequence-specific DNA binding; DNA-binding transcription repressor activity, RNA polymerase II-specific. The transcript has 8 exons. NCBI's taxonomy places the organism in Eukaryota, Metazoa, Chordata, Actinopteri, Clupeiformes, Engraulidae. The coding region runs from base 690 to 2477 and encodes 595 amino acids. The record is from RefSeq and is a predicted model, not a curated record. Gene Ontology annotation, cellular component: nucleus.
CCAAGUGAGCGCCGCUAGAGGCUGUCAGACAAGACAAUCAAAGUCAGUGGAGCGUCGAACAUCCGCACUAGCCUACAUUUGAACACAACAAAAUAGAGAGAAAGUUUAAGACAGUUUCAUUCCUGUAUUUCCCUCUGUGGAAAAGUAAACGUUUUUAUAUCACUUAGUAAAAGAUCUUGGACAUUCAGAACAGUUUGGGGUUAACGCCGUGCGAGAAUUACAACAGGAAAUGUGUGUUUAGUUCUACUUCCAAUCUCAAGGAUUGACAGACCGCUCGAGAGUUAGCAAUCUGGGUCGAUAGAGCUAGAUGGCUAGCUAGCACACAGAGGCGAGUGCAGGCAGAAAAGCGGUCGGUACAAAGUGAUCUCACUAUCGAAUGUGGAUAAUGUGAGCUCUCUCCGGCUCCUUACAGACGCAGUUCGGUGUUGAGGCAUUAGCAAGAGCAACCUUACAGUUUGCCAGGACCCUUCACGAGCAAAUAUUGGGAUAUUCGUACUCGAAAAGUUCCAUUGGGUGGACAAGCAAGAAGAGCUCAACAAAUCAGGACAGCCAUGUUCAUCACUGGGCAACAGUGAGGAUGAUGAUGAGGACUCUAUUGCUGCUGCUGAUGAAGAUGGCACCGAGCGGAUUUGAGCACUAGCUGGCAGUCUCCUGUGUGGAGGAGGAGGAGGAGGAGGAGGAGGAGGGUGAUGGAGGAGGUGCAGGGGAGCGCAUUGGCGGCAGCUCAGCCGUCAUUGCGGACCGUGGGCAGGGGCACCACAGAGACGUUCGGGUCAGGUGGCAAAGCAAGGACAUCCCCACGAAGGGACUUCGGUGCUCUCACCACCACCACCACCACCGCAACUUCCACCCCGACUGGGGCAUCUUUGUCCCCAGUCACGGGGGAAUCCGGCUGGGUGGGAGCUGCAGGAAGAGUAGGGGGUGUUGGUGGUGGUGGUAGUGGUGUCGGUGGGAAGCUGCUCUCCCUGGACUCGGGGCGGGCGCUGGAUCUGCAGGACCCGGGCUCGGAGGAGGACGAGGGUAGCGAAGGCGAGGGUGAGGGCAGCGAGGGCACAGAGGUGUCGCCCGUGGGCAGCAGCGGUGGCAGCGGCAAUGGCAGCAGCACCGCCUGGGAUGCCAGCCUCCAGAACGGGCACGACACCACCACGGCGGAAGGAGGAGAGGAGGGCAAGCAGCAGCAGCAGCAGGAGGAGGAGGAGAGCCUCCACCAUGACAGCAGCAGGGACGGGGAAGGCAGUGCCCAUGCCAGCCCUGUGUCUGCAAGCACAAACCCCAACUUCACAGAUAUGUCCCAGACGCCCUCCAUGUCUCUGACAGAGCAGCUGAGGCUGGGCCGGGACGACCCCUCUGGCAUGGGCAUCAGUGUGGAGUGCCGGAUAUGCGGAGACAAGGCCUCAGGCUUCCACUACGGAGUACACGCCUGCGAGGGCUGCAAGGGUUUCUUCCGACGCACCAUCCGCAUGAAGCUGGAGUACGAUCGCUGUGACCGCACCUGCAAGAUCCAGAAGAAGAGCCGCAACAAGUGCCAAUACUGCCGCUUCCAGAAGUGCCUCGCACUCGGCAUGUCCCACGACGCGAUCCGGUACGGGCGCAUGCCGGAGGCGGAGAAGAAGAAGCUGGUAGCGGGUCUGCUGGCGGGAGAGCAGAGCGUGCAGAGCAGCGGGGGAGCCGACCUGAAGACACUGGCCAAGGCCGUCAACACCGCCUACCUGAAGAACCUCAACAUGACCAAGAAGAAGGCACGCAGCAUCCUCACCGGCAAGACCAGCUGCACCUCGCCGUUCGUGAUCCACGACAUGGACUCGCUGUGGCAGGCGGAGAACGGGCUGGUGUGGAACCAGCUGGUGAACGGGGCGCCCCCGCACAAGGAGAUCGGGGUGCACGUCUUCUACCGCUGCCAGUGCACCACCGUGGAGACGGUCCGGGAGCUCACGGAGUUCGCCAAGAACAUCCCCGGCUUUGUGGACCUCUUCCUCAACGACCAGGUGACGCUACUGAAGUACGGUGUGCACGAGGCCAUCUUCUCCAUGCUGCCGUCUCUGAUGAACAAGGACGGGCUGCUGGUGGCCAACGGCAAGGGCUUUGUGACGCGCGAGUUCCUGCGCAGCCUCCGCAAGCCCUUCAGCGAGAUCAUGGAGCCCAAGUUCGAGUUUGCCGUCAAGUUCAACGCCCUGGAGCUGGACGACAGCGACCUCGCCCUCUUCGUCGCCGCCAUCAUCCUCUGCGGAGACCGUCCGGGGCUGAUGAACGUGAAGCAGGUGGAGCAGAUCCAGGACGGCAUCCUCCAGUCCCUAGACCAGCACCUGCAGGUGCACCACCCGGACGCAGCACACCUGUUCCCCAAGCUGCUGCAGAAGAUGGCCGACCUGCGGCAGCUGGUGACGGAGAACGCCCAGCUGGUGCAGAUGAUCAAGAAGACAGAGUCGGAGACCUCGCUGCACCCGCUCCUGCAGGAGAUCUACAAGGACAUGUACUAGAUCGGAUUUUUGGGCAGUCCCCAUCUAACUGGUUUCAACUGGCCUGAGGUCAGUGGUGCAACUAAGAACAUGUACAGUACUAACAUUGGAGGCCUCACUGCACCGGCCUUUGCAGAACAUCUAGAAGGACAUGUGCUGGGUCUGAUAUCGGGAGUCCACAUCCAACUGGCUUCAUCUGGUCGGAAGUCAGUCGUGUGAUCAAGGAUAUGUACAGCACAGUACUAACAUCAGAGACCUCGCUGGUUCCUACAGGAGAUCUACGAGAACAUAAUACUAGUCUUCUUGGGAAGUCCACCAGAGUGGACCACGCUUCAGCUGUUCUGGGGCCUGUGGCGAGACUUAUGGAUAUGUGCUACACCUGGAAGUCCCACCAUUUUUCAAAUGGUCUGGAGUUAGUGGUGAGACCAAGGACGUGUGCUAAUCUUGGGUAGUCCACCAACCUCCUAACUGGUCAGGCUCCAACUGGUCUGGUGUCAGAGGGUCCAUUUAAAUACGUCCUUCAGUCGUUUCCUGCAGCCUUUAUUGGUUCUCACCCCUUACAUUACAUUACAUGCCAUUACAUUACUUUCUGCUCCCGUGGAGGAUUUAAUAUUUCCCCACGGUCCAGCAAGCUCAGAGAGGCUAAUCCGCCCCAUUCAAUACCCAGUUUGCAAAUGACAGGGUAGCUUCUGAAUCGUGUUUUUUUGUGUGCAAAAUAUUAAAUAAAAACAUUGGCAUCGAUGACAUUGAGAUACAACACCAGAGGAAAUGACUGGAUCAACUUAUUGAAACGGACCAUACUGUAUGGGCAUGUGACAUGGAGUCCUCUCCCAUGUGUGAAGAGGUUUGGUGGUGUCAGUGUGGCGAAAAAUUCUUUGGAACUCUAGACAAACAUGUAUGAAUAUGAAAACGAGUGUGUGUGUGUGUGUGUGAGUGAGUGAGUGAGCGCUGGUCUCUCCACACUGCGAGACUUAACUGGACCUCAGACGGACGUGUAGUAACACAGAGCGCCACAUCUGAACUGGACUGUUCUGGCAUCAGGGAGAGCCAGAUUGAACUUCGACCUCCAAUGUGGGAGCUGACUCCUAUGCACAACAAAAAUUGGGAAUGAAAUAUAAAUAGAUCUGUAUAUUUUUUUGUAUUUCAGUGAUCACGAUUAUUGAAUUUUUACAGACACUAUCUUAAAAAUCUUACUUUUUUUCUCAGAAUGGAUUAUUUCCCUGACUGACAUUUCUACCUGGUUUCCCAUCCACAGUUACAGCUCUUUUAUGUUCCCUCUGUUUUGUCACAUUUGAGGAUUACAUCUAAUGCUUUUUUUUUGCGUGGGAUGGGUUGGGGAAUGAAUGGGUUUUUUUGUGGGUACCUUUUUCAAAAAGAAAAAAGUUAAUAUUUUUAAAAUGUUAAUCAUGGUUUUUCAUUAUGACGGUUAUAAGCUUAGUUUAAAAACAAACUAAUGGAGUUGCAAGUAGAAGAAGACAGCGGUUAAGCUUAACCUACACUGUAUAUCAGGGGAAGGAUGAACACAGUGCUGGGACUGCCUGUAGUCCUUAAUGUUUUAUUUUAUUUUAUUUUAAGGGUCUCAGAGUUUUAGUAACCUAAAAGCACACAGUCAUUGGCAAGAUUCGCACCAUGAAAUUGCUGAUUAUUGAAAGUAUUUUGAUCUUGCCCUACACAUUGCAACGUUUAUUCCCUAACACACAAGCACUCGGCUCACAUUUAAUUUGACACCAGAGCAACUAGGAAACAAUGGUAUUAAUAAUAUUAUUUCACUUCCAACUAAUAUUUCACAUCAAAAUAACCCUCAAGCGGUAGAAUUCCACAUUUUCUGCUGCUUGGCUGUCAAGUCAGUGGGGUGGCACACAGACCAGUUUCAGUGGAAUGCAAUAGAGCACAUGCAAAACUUCAUUUCAGAGACAACAUGUGUGAUUGUGUGCCUGCCUGGACCCUAUGUGUAAGAAAAUGUGUUUUUAAUUAAAGGAUGUGUCCACCAUUUUGCACAGUUAGCCUUUUAUCUGAGUUAUCUGCAAUGCAAUGCUUUGUGUGUUAUUUGGCUAAUUUGGAUUCUGUGUUGGGGAAUGCCAGUGAAUGCCCCCUAACCACUUGAUAAGAUGCUCCUUUGGAAAGGAAAUGUUAAAGGUGGUUUUAAGAACAGAUAUGGGCAUGCUCAUAGACGGCCAUUCUAAGGCUGGUUGAGCCAAAUAAGGGAGAUGGCAGCAAACAUCAAAAAAGUGGUGAGGACGGACCACUCAUUACUGCAUCACUGCAUUACAGACAGCUCAGAAAAAGGCUAAAUGUGUGAAAUAGGGGACAUAUCCUCUAAGGACUAUAUAAGCCCUAACUAUGUUUACUGUGCGGGAACUGAAGGGAAGGGAAGGGUUGGGUGAGGGUGGGGGGGUGAAGGAUAAUCUACUGUGAAUCACACAGUAUAUUUUGCAGUGUUAAUUCAAUACUUAGAAAAUUUAAUAUAUGGGUCAAUAGGUCCCAAUACUUUUUAGCGCAAGGGGAACUUUGUAAAAUCCCUUAAACUUCCCGUUGACUCAGAGGCUAUGCUCAAGAUGCACGCAACCAUGUUUAAUUGAAACAGACAGGGAGAUUCUUUGUCUCUCUAUCAGAGAAAACAAUGUUGGGUAAUUGGUCGAACACGCAUACCAAACCGUCGUAUUCAUACCCGAAAGUCUGUUGCAGAACACUUCGCCACAAUGCGACCAAACAAUAAAUUCAGGCUUCUUACAUUGUCGACGCAAGUUGACUUGCGUUAACAUGCGUAAAAAAAACAAACGUUAACAUGUGUAAAAAUGUGUGACGCAGGUAUCUUCUCCAAUGACGAUGCAUAUAACAUAACACGCAUCAAGAAUCGAGGAUGGGGAUGUUGGGGUGGGGAGGCGUUGCCUGGCAGCUUGAGGAUGCGUUAACUACAGUAUAUACAGUUAGCUCCCCUUAGUGUUGAGUUAACACUGCAAAAUAUGCCGUGACUUGUGUAAAGCAGGGAUGUGGAGUGGAGCUGAAAUACCCAGUGGGAACCAGUGGGUUUGAUAGCCAUGCUGCACAAUUCUUAAAACACACCUGUGUUUUACCACCCCGAUCUAUGCAGUUACAAAUCCACUCACAUUUUGUACAUUUGCUCACAAAAAAGACAUGAUUUUUGUUGUUGAUAUGUUUUGAUUGUGUGUGGAUUGAACCCUUAAGACAUGUCUGUUUUUCUUGCAUUUUAAUAUAACAACAGAAACUGAACAUUCUCUCGUGGCCAUUUUUUUUUUUUUUAAUCAUGUGAAGAUGUGUUAUUAUUAUUAUAGUUUUGUCUGUCCUUUCUGUGCAAUAUGAGACUGCUCGUCCCAGGGUCUUUAUUAAAACUGGAUAGAAUUGCA